AUGGCCAUUGAAGUUGUUGAUAGCCAUCAUCAUCUUUGGUCGUUAUCACCAUCGAAUCCUACGAAAUAUACAUGGCUUAAACCUGUUUCUGAAGGUGGUGCAUCAGGGCAUUUUGCUGGUAAUAUUGAACUUUUAAAACAAAAUUAUCUACUUAAUGAUUAUCUUCGUGAUACAACAAAUCCUUCAUGUCGUUUAAUUAAAUCUGUUCAUGUUCAAGCUGAAGCUGAUGAUCCAAUAGAAGAAGUCAAAUUUCUUGAACAAGUUUCUAAUGGAAAUUCUGGUGGAUUUCCACAUGGUAUUGUUGCACAUGCAAAUUUAACAUCACCAGAAUUACCAAAAUUACUUGAAACAUAUACACGUAAUUAUCCACGUGUCAAAGGUGUUCGUCAAUUACUUAAUUGGUCAACAAAAGAUUCUCGUUUAUCAAUGACUGAUCGAGGUGAUUAUUUAACUGAUAAAACGUGGCUUGAAGGUUUUCAACUACUUACAUCAUAUUCAUUAUCAUUUGAUUUUCACGUAUAUCCAACACAAAUGAUUGAUGCAUCGAAAGUAGCUCGACAAUAUCCAAAUGCAAUACUUAUUCUUGAUCAUUGUGGUUUACCUGGUGAUGAUAGAAAUGAUUUUAAUAGUUGGAAAGAAGGUAUGAAACAUAUGGCUGAACAAUCAAAUGUUAUUUGUAAAUUAAGUGGAUUAGUUAUGUUUAAUCAUGCAUGGUCAAAAGAACUUUUUGCACCAUAUAUUCUUGAAUGUCUACGUUUAUUUACACCAAAACGUUGUAUGUUUGGAUCGAAUUUUCCCGUAGAUAGAUUACAUAUAACAUAUGAAGAACUUGUUAAUGUUUAUCGUGAUAUUGCAGAAAAUGAUGCUGGCUUAUCAAAAGAUGAACUUGAAUUAAUAUUUAAACACAAUGCUAUUAAAACUUAUCGAUUAUAA
Rotaria sordida is the source of this 933-nucleotide messenger RNA. Lineage: Eukaryota; Metazoa; Rotifera; Eurotatoria; Philodinida; Philodinidae. The record is from the annotation of a GenBank genome assembly.